AUGAUUGAGCUGGGCAGGGGCGUGGGUGCGGGGGAGGUGGAGGACGGGAGCCUGAUAGAGGAGCUGAUGGAGCUGACAGCCCAGAGCCUGUGCCAGCUGGAGAUCCCCGAGCACUUCAACGUCAUCAAGGAGAUCGGACGCGGCAAGUACGGCAAGGUGCUGCUCGUCACACAUCGCUUCAGAGGUACCCCAAUGGCCCUGAAGGUGAUGCCCAAGGCCUCCACCAAGCUGCAGGGCUUCCUGCGUGAGUACUGCAUCUCGCUGCACCUCUCCCACCACCCCUGCAUAGUGGGCCUUUUCGGCAUCUUCUUCCAGUCCAAGGAGCACUACGGCUUUGCACAGGAGCUCAUCAUCGGACGGGACCUGUUUGCAGUCAUCAAGCCCAGGGUGGGUAUUCCGGAGUGUGCGGUGAAGCGCUGUGCCCAGCAGGUAGCGAGUGCGCUGGAGUACAUCCACGAGCAGGGCCUGGUGCACCGCGACAUCAAGCCCGAGAACGUGCUGCUGCUGGACAGCCACUGCAGCCGUGUCAAGCUGGCCGACUUCGGCCUCACCCAAAAGCGGGGCACCAUGAUCCGCAUGAUCAACGGCACGCUGCCGUACAUGUCGCCCGAGCUCUGUGCCAUGGCGGUGGACAGCAGCGGUGGUGGUGGGCAGCAGCAGGGCGAGGGGAAGCAAGGUGGGGUGAGGCCCACUGAACCUCCACCCCCACGGCCACCAUCACCACCGCCGCCGCUCAGCGUGGAGCCCAGCCUGGACACAUGGGCCUUCGGGGUGCUCAUCUUCUGCAUCCUGACCGGCUUCUUCCCCUGGGACCGCUGCCUGCCCUCCGACGACUUCUACCAGGAGUUCGUCGACUGGGCAGAGCCUCAGUCCCCACCAUCAUCAUCAUCAUCUUCGCCUCGUUCUUCUCCACCACCACCGUUGUCGCCCGAUGACGUCCCGUCCCAGUGGAAGAAGUUCACGCCCAGCGCCCUGGAGAUGUUUGGCCGCAUGCUGGCCCUGGACGCCUCCCGCAGGUGCUCCGUGGGCGAGGUGAGGGCCUACGUGGACCAGGACUGGCUGAAUGCUACGGCCGCCGCCAAAGCACUGGCAGGCGGAGACGGCAAGAAGGUCAACGGCACCUCCAGCCCUUGCGUGAGCAGAAGCAGCCCCGUUCGAGAGGUGUUGGCAUGACGACGUAAAUCAUCCUCAAGGACUCUUUUUUAUUUUCGUGUGUGUGCUGCACAAGGGAGAAGGGUGAAGGCUAACAGGGAAGAUAGGGCGAGAGGGGAGGGGGGUAGAAUGAGGGGAGGUGAGGGGUCCGUGCUGGGGAUUCUUCUGGGAAGUUGUAGCUCAUCUCAACAGCUUUCCAAACUCAAUUUUAUGGGGGGCCCUUGAAAAUGCCCAUGCACUUCCCUUGAAUGUAGAUGUAUGGAGCGCUUGAGAGAGCUCUGGCUUCCAGUUGCUUUUCCUGAACGGCGACCAAGGACUCAGAUGUGUAAUUUUAGCAGUAUAUUUCCAAAACGUAUGCUGUCCAUUCACAAGAGUUGUAUUUUUCAUGACUGCCACUAUACAUUUCUAAUUAUUCAUUAUGGCAUGGACAUUUACACUUUUCAUACAUUUAUACAGGUACUGUAGAUCCUAGAUUGCCUAAAUGAUUUCUGGCUGCAAAACUGCUCUAUUCAGACCAAUAAAUAUUACUUUAUUUAAUUGGUAAAUGCCCAUGAAAUGAUUACAUGUAUGAAUGGGCUGCCUACAUUUUGGAAAUAAACCACUACAAAAUGAGACACUUAAGUUUUAAGAGCCACCGACCUAUAGCACUGCUGUCAGAGUUCAGGGUUGCCAGAUGAGGCUGAUGAUUUCCAGCCCAAAAAAUGUUCAAAACCCGCCUAGAAGCACAAAAUCCCGCCCAAUUCUAUUGAUGUCUAUGGCAAAAAUUGGGCGGGUUUUUCUGCUAAAUGCCAUUUUUACCCACACUAGGCCAUCCUAAGCAGCCCAAUCUGGCAACACUGCAGAUGAUGCAUGAUAUUUAGGUGUCACUGACCCCCAGCACUGCUCUACGUGGACGAGAUGCCAUUCCACUGGCCACCAAACCACCUGCUUGGCGUGUUAACUACAAUAGCAUGGAACGCAAUCUUUUACACACUGCAGUAAAAGACUGUUUUACAAGGUUGUUUGAGAUUCAACAGCAACUACAGUGCACUUGACAAGAUAAUUCAAUUAUGUUUAUAUGUGAGUCAACCGGAUAUCACAAUGUGAAGGUGCUGACAGGAGGAGUGACAGUUCUAUUUAUAGAGCAGGUAGCAAAGUGUCUCUACUAAAACUAAACACGCACAGACAGACAUACAUACAGUACAUACGUAGCUACAAAGGCAGUCACCUGUGCAAGUGGUAUCUUUUUCUACAAACCUCUCGUGAUGAAUGCUUUAACAUCCUUUUGUUUUUGUAUACACAUAUUGGACACUGGAAUGCUGUGAUAUUUUGUCUGAUACCAAUAAAGUACUGUAAUCUUAAUGAAGUUGCUCUCAUUUAUUUCAUUGAAACCAUUACCAUCGAACCAACGUGGCCACAUUGCA
Molecule: messenger RNA, 2555 nt
Organism: Engraulis encrasicolus (European anchovy)
Lineage: Eukaryota; Metazoa; Chordata; Actinopteri; Clupeiformes; Engraulidae
Product: serine/threonine-protein kinase SBK1
Exons: 3
Coding region: 1-1173 (390 amino acids)
Biological process (GO): peptidyl-serine phosphorylation; peptidyl-threonine phosphorylation
Molecular function (GO): ATP binding; protein serine/threonine kinase activity
Source: RefSeq, a predicted model, not a curated record